This is a messenger RNA of Linum trigynum, 342 nucleotides long. NCBI's taxonomy places the organism in Eukaryota, Viridiplantae, Streptophyta, Magnoliopsida, Malpighiales, Linaceae. The record is from the annotation of a GenBank genome assembly.
AUGUUGAAACCUGAAACCUCCAUUGUGAAAAGUUCAUCUAACAGCAUUGGUUAUGCGAGCCACUCUCUCAAGUCUCUAUCGCCUCUGGAGAAUCACGAAUCGGCUGUGGGAAAAUCCAACUUGCUCUCCCGCUUCGCCCGCAACGAGUUCGACGCCAACUCCAAGGCCACCAUCGACGUCGAGUUCCAAACCCAGCUCGUCGACAUCGACGGCAAGGAAAUCAAAGCCCAUAUCUGGGACACCGCCGGCCAGGAGCGCUUCGGGGCCGUCACCUCCGCCUACUACCACUGCGCCGUCGGUGCCCUCGUCGUCUACGACAUCACCCGCUGUCAACUUCAAUAG